Dissoconium aciculare CBS 342.82 is the source of this 2301-nucleotide messenger RNA. RefSeq lists its product as uncharacterized. Lineage: Eukaryota; Fungi; Ascomycota; Dothideomycetes; Mycosphaerellales; Dissoconiaceae. The coding region runs from base 1 to 2301 and encodes 766 amino acids. The record is from RefSeq and is a predicted model, not a curated record. Gene Ontology annotation, molecular function: protein binding; transcription corepressor activity. Gene Ontology annotation, biological process: regulation of transcription by RNA polymerase II. Gene Ontology annotation, cellular component: Set3 complex. The transcript has 2 exons.
AUGGCGGGCUCAUUACAUUCGGAUCACGUCAACUACCUGAUCCUGCGCUACCUACAGGAAUUUGGGCACGAAAAUGCAGCAAACGCCUUCCUACGCGACUGGAAUCGGCCGGCUGAAUUUUGCCAACCCGAGACAUUCCCCUUCGCGCGCGCCGUGCCCCGGAAUGAAUUGAUCUCGGUAAUCCAAAAUGGCCUAUACCUCGACGAGCUCCAGGCGCGCGCCCGAAAGAGCAAGCGCCGCUUCCAGUGGACUCACAUUGACGCGCGAAAUAGCGUUGAAAGCCCGAUUGAUGAGAACGAAGAGGGAUCGAGGCCAUCGUCGCCACGGGAACCAAGGCGAGAUCGCCUCACAACAACGAAUCGACGGCCUGGGGAAUUUCCCGUCCCAGCUCCGAAACGGCCACGGAGAAGUGAAGGCAGCGAAGCACAGGUCAAUGGUAGCGACGCGAUGGAUGUGGAUGGCGUGGAUGGCGCGUCUGGUGCCGAUUUCGAAGAGGACGCGGCCGUCAUCUCACCGACGAAUGGAUCGGACACCGAAGCCGCGGGAAUUAUGGAAAGGUAUGACAGCCUCGACGUCGCUACCCAGACCGAGCUCAAGACCGGCCAUAAAACGAGCACGACCUUAUGGAAAUUAGAUCGACCAGGGACCUGCAUCCUUCACAGUCAAUGGAACCCCAGCACCGCCUCGAGGUACUCCCGCACCCUUCUGACAGUGGGAGAGUCGCUCUGCCGCUAUUAUCACAUCCCUGAGAGCAUUGACGAAACGGAAGAGUUCACGCAUAUUGACGAGCCGUCUCGACCAGCCGAUAGCGUGGUCACCGCCAUGACAUGGCGACCUGAUGGUGACGCGGCAGCAUGUGUCCUCGAGCAUGUUCCGGAGCGGUCUAUUGGCGGUCCGACAUCGCAAGUGAUCCUCGAACAUAGUCCCGGCGGUCACAGCAUCUCGUAUCAGCUAGGACCCAGUCUAUUGCAGCCGCCGGGCGUGAUCCUUUGUCUGAAGUACAGCACGAACGGCAAAUAUCUCCUUGCCGUUCACACCAGUCCGAAUAGCGAAAAUCGAGGCAUGGUCCAAGUAUGGGUGACAGCCGACCUCACCUCUGAUUCGCCACAGAUUCCCUACGGCCCGAUUGCAUGGCGCGUCUUCGCUAAUCAGGUGCUGGACGCGACAUGGAUCGACAACGACACGUUCAUCGUAUGUGGCAGUCAACUUUCAGCCGCGUAUCGGGUCAAUGCGGAGCAGAGCAGCGGCUUGGACACUGGCCUCGAUGCUGAUUUCACGAGGGUAGCAUCGAUGCGUGGGUUGACGUCGAUCGAUGAGGACGUGCUGGAAGGUAUUCCCGGGCCAUGGGAUAAAGUAUGCUAUGAUCAACAACUCGAUGUGGCGGCAUUUAUUUCAUCACAACAGAAUGCUCGACUGAUAUUCCGCACGGGGCUCGGAGGACGAAAUGCAUUAUCCACCAACGGCACAACAACAAACACAGAUGUGAAGCGUCACUUACGAGAACAGACCUUGGAGCUUGAUCCCUCUGACCACAUCAUCAAUUUCGCCUUCCAGCCACACUCGGGGUCACGAGAUUUGAGCCAAGACAAUAGUAUCGACGCCGACGCGGAUGCGGAUGCGGAUGCAGACGCAGAUGGAGAUGCGAUGGAGGUCGAGCGGAGUCCGUCUCAAUCUCAGCAUGCUCUACUCGCCGUCGCUCUUGGCAGUGGUGCACUACACAUUUACCGAAUCACCACGGACGCAAACAAAAGCAAUAUUGCACAGGAUACUGCGGGAUCUCUCACAAUCACCGCUUGUGAGCGUGUCUCAACUCCACGAUUGGUCGACGGAAGCCCUGCCUUGACGCUCGCCUGGGCUCCUACAGGUCAGUAUCUUGCUGCCGGCAAUUCCGACCUCAUACAAAUCUGGCAUAGCAAUGCCCUCGCGUCUCCUCGAGGAAUUCGUGGCAGCGAAGCUUUAUUGACAUGGCGAGCGCCUGCCGCAGCCGAUGGUGCGCUGCCGUCAUCGUCACCCUCUACGUCGACAGCGGUGGCGGGACAGAGCAGCGCGCUGGAAUCUGGCAUGAAGGCGUCGCUGCCUGUGAAUGGGGAGCCUAAUGGUGUCUCGGAACACGACCAUGCGAAACUUGAAUCCGAGCCAAGUCUGAGUUGGAGCGCGGAUGGAGAGAGCCUGGCCCUGGCUGCCGACAAACAGGUUAGUUCACAUCUCGUCCAUGACAAAUGCCUACGGUUCUACGAUAUCCAAAGCUUUGUUCAUUUUGACCAUGAUGGUUCGGUCUCUUUGCAACCGCGAGCGUCGUAA